AUGCGAAUACUACAAUGUGCACAUGUUCUUCUUUCUGUGCUCUCUUUCCUUGCUUUGUCAGACUGCAGGAUCGUUGGAAGGACAAAUAAUAGAGUUGGGGCGCGUCAAGAAUUUCAUAAUGAGCUUGUUCGGCUUGAAGAGCUUGCUCGGACGAGAUUGCCAUGGAAUCUAAAUGACGCGGAUCAUUUGGAAAGACUCAAGCUGCGGACAGCAAAUGGUUUGAAAGUGCGCGACGAUGAUGAGCCCCCGUUUGAGUUAACAGGCGAUCAAACGUCUAUGGUUCUCAAUCUAUGGGAGAACACGCGAUUCAAAGUUCCUGUCAACAACAUGUUUGUCAAAUACGACAUCACCACAGACAAUUCAAUCGUGAUGACAACAUAUUCAUGCUAUGGAUGCACGGCAGUUGUAAUGUGUUCGGCACCUGGAAAACUAUGCAUCUUUGCCCAUUUUCGCCAAGAGAACGGUGGAAAAAAAGAUACUUGGCCAAAGGGACAGUCUCAGGACGUUGCAUUCGCUAUCCACGUGCUAGAGCCCAUAAACGAAGCAAUUAAGUUGUACAAGGAUCCGUUAGUACUUGGAGGUCCUUUGUGCAUUAUUUUCUCUCCCGGUAUUUCUGUACCACCAAGGUCGUUCAUCUAUCCUUGGCGGAUCAAAGGAGAAGGGAGCAUUAAUGAAGCGAUCACUGACGCUUUUCCAUCUGCAUCAAUUCUCAAUAUCGGGUACAAUUAUCCUACCUCGAAAGGCGAUUGGGGUGAUGACUGGGGAUGGGGCAAACUCGUUCUGGAAUGGGUAGGUGGAGCGAGCUCAUGUGCUAAUGGCGGUUCUUCUCUUCUCAAUGUGUUUGCCGAAGAGAACUGGUGGAGGUCUCUAAGGUUUGAUGACGAUGGAAAUCCAGUCACUGUAGAUAAGACGCCAUGCCAAUCGCCUGUUGGCUCACAAGACGGAUUUGAUGGAGACGUGGAGCUUUAG
Mollisia scopiformis is the source of this 969-nucleotide messenger RNA. RefSeq lists its product as uncharacterized. The transcript is spliced from 4 exons. The coding region runs from base 1 to 969 and encodes 322 amino acids. The record is from RefSeq and is a predicted model, not a curated record. NCBI's taxonomy places the organism in Eukaryota, Fungi, Ascomycota, Leotiomycetes, Helotiales, Mollisiaceae.